Pyricularia pennisetigena is the source of this 303-nucleotide messenger RNA. RefSeq lists its product as uncharacterized. The annotation marks the transcript as partial. The record is from RefSeq and is a predicted model, not a curated record. NCBI's taxonomy places the organism in Eukaryota, Fungi, Ascomycota, Sordariomycetes, Magnaporthales, Pyriculariaceae. The transcript is spliced from 2 exons.
UCCGAGGGCCACGGCCGACGGAAGUCUCGUCGAGUGCUAAUUGGGUACAAGUUCGCAGUGUGCACAGGCCGUCGCAGGCCCAGGGGUUUCGACUCUAAUGUUGCGCGAAACCGGUCGUCGCACCGGAAAUUGAAACCCCGGGGUGAUCGCGACGAAGACCGUCUGUCUGGAUUGAGCGGUCGGAGCCGAAAAAGUCGUGAUCAGAUCAGGAUCGGAAGGCAGAGUCUGCGCCAGGGCGCGAAGAUUAAACGUCAGUCCAGUCCAACUCGAUUUGGUAAGCAAUCCAGACUCGUCCUUGCUCGC